Polypterus senegalus (gray bichir) is the source of this 1906-nucleotide messenger RNA. RefSeq names its product homeobox protein cut-like 2. Gene Ontology annotation, molecular function: DNA-binding transcription factor activity, RNA polymerase II-specific; DNA binding. The transcript has 4 exons. NCBI's taxonomy places the organism in Eukaryota, Metazoa, Chordata, Cladistia, Polypteriformes, Polypteridae. The coding region runs from base 1 to 1401 and encodes 466 amino acids. The record is from RefSeq and is a predicted model, not a curated record. Gene Ontology annotation, biological process: regulation of DNA-templated transcription.
AUGAGUUCUCCAAUUGAGAUGCUGGUGGAGAUGUUCUUCCUGGCCAACUCCUAUCCGACACUCCGUGUUGGCUGCAGACUCAUAGGAAUCAUUGCUGCUGCCUACCUUCUCCAAUGUGGCGGUCAGAGACUGUUUGGAGAGAGCAUCCUGGGCCUGACGCAGGGAUCGGUGUCAGAUCUGCUGUCGAGACCCAAGCCCUGGCACAAGCUCAGCCUCAAAGGUCGCGAGCCCUUCGUCCGCAUGCAGCUCUGGCUGAACGAUCCGCACAACGUGGAGAAACUGCGUGACAUGAAAAAGAUGGAAAAGAAAGCCUACCUAAAACGGCGCUACGGUCUCUUGAGCACGGGUUCUGACAGCGACUCCCCCAGCACCCGAUCCGACUGUGUCAGCCCAAGCAUUCUGCCAGGAGACCUCUGCCACUUUGGCCAGGUGAAGAAGCCGCGCGUAGUCCUUGCGGCUGAAGAGAAGGAGGCCCUCAAGAAGGCCUAUCUGCUGGAGCCUUAUCCCUCCCAGCACACCAUCGAGUUACUGGCCACCCAGCUCAGCCUCAAGACCAACACCGUCAUCAACUGGUUCCAUAACUACAGAUCCCGCAUGAGGAGGGAGGUGCUCGUUGAGGGAAUGCAGGACAACGACACCGACGCGGAGCCAGGCAACUACAGCAGCAGGUACUCCCACGGGACGCCCACUCCCCAAACCCCAGACUCGGACACCGAGGACAGGAAGCCAGUGUUCCCCGUGCACGGAGAAAGUUACCCCGCCAUCCCCUCCCAGAGGCCGAGCUCGGUGCAAGUCAAGCAGGAGACUCCAGACGAGAAGGAAGGGCAGGACGAGGAAGAGGAGGAGGAGGUGCAUUGCAGUCGGCAGUGCGUCUCGACCGGAGUGCAGUUUUCGAACCAACUGAAGAGUGAGAGUGAGGAGGAGGAGGAGGAGGCUGGCCCCAAGGAGGACUCCCACACGCAGGCCUGUCCCAAGAGUCAGCACCAGAAGAACGCAACCACCAGCGAGCUCCAGUCACGACUGUGCCAGACAGGCACGGGAGGCCCAGAAACGGACGCAUCUGAGACACCAGUCUUGGACCCAGUCAGCUUCAAAGCAGCCUCUGAACCUUCUCGCAGCAGCCUGGAGGUGUCGCUCAACUCGCCGUCAGCAGCCUCCUCCCCUGGACUCAUGAUGUCUGUCUCCCCUAUCCCGUCCUUCUCGGCGCCUAUAUCCCCCUCUCCACCCAGCACCACCACCACGGCCGGUGUGCCGAGCUCCGACUCCCAGGUGCCACCACAGAACUCCAAGCUGAAGAAGAGCACGCAGAGGCGCAACGAGAAGAUGGCCAACUUGAACAAUAUCAUUCACCGGCUAGAGAAAGCGGCCAAUCGCGAGGAGACGCUGGAGUGGGAGUUUUGAAGGCCGCUGCGUCUGCUUCUCUUUUCUCUUUCUCUUUCUCCUUUGGCCGAGAAGAAAGCAAAUUCUCUCAGAGAAGCCUCCAUGCGCUCGGACUCGAAGGGUCUCGAAGGUCGGCCGUCGGCAAGGAGUUUAAACAAACGAUAAAAAAAAAGAGACCUCCCUCUCCUGUUCCUCGUUUUAACACUAAAGGAUACUACUGAAGAUUAAUUUUAGAAGAACAAAUUAUUUAUAAACUCGUUUUAGGUAUUUUAAUAAAGGAUUUUACUUGUACGGGAAAAAAAAAUAUUUAACAGCCCUAGCUGUUUUGUUUUAAGAAAUGAGAAAUUUAAAAAAACAAAAAAAAAAACUUCACCUUGGAGACUUUUGCAGCCGAUGUGUCAUAAAAUGCACACGUGAGUCCUGUCGUUUGCCACUGGAUGAGAUUAAAACGUUUAAAAAAAAAAAAAGACGUUUAUUGAAAAAGCCAUCUACAAAGCACUAUACUUCUUUAAAAAAAAAAAAAAAA